Messenger RNA from Cinclus cinclus, 1491 nucleotides. Its product is annotated as ectonucleoside triphosphate diphosphohydrolase 8-like. The transcript has 9 exons. NCBI's taxonomy places the organism in Eukaryota, Metazoa, Chordata, Aves, Passeriformes, Cinclidae. Gene Ontology annotation, molecular function: GDP phosphatase activity; UDP phosphatase activity. Gene Ontology annotation, cellular component: plasma membrane. Bases 1 to 1491 code for a protein of 496 amino acids. Gene Ontology annotation, biological process: nucleoside diphosphate catabolic process. The record is from RefSeq and is a predicted model, not a curated record.
AUGCUGACCAGGAAGAAGUCCUUCACCAGUGCAAUCGUUGGUGCACUGGUGGCACUCUCCAUCAUCACCCUGGUUCUCAGCCUGGUGAGGAUUGAAGAUGUGACGCUGCUACCCACAGUCAAGUAUGGGAUGGUGUUUGAUGCAGGCUCAUCCCACACCUCUCUGUUUGUCUAUGAGUGGGAUUCAGACAAGGAGAACAACACUGGAGUGGUCAGCCAGACUUUGUCCUGUGAUGUCCAGGGGCAAGGCAUAUCAAGCUAUGCCAAUAAUCCCUCUGAAGCUGGCAAUUCCCUAAGGGAGUGCCUGGAUAAAGCCCUGCAAGUUGUUCCUGCUGAAAAGCAGAGGGAUGUCCCAGCUUAUCUUGGAGCAACGGCUGGCAUGAGGCUACUGAGGGAACAGAACAGCUCAGCAACAGAGCAAGUCCUGGCUGAGGUCGCUAAAACCAUGCAGGAGUACCCUGUGGCUUUCAAAGGGGCCCGAAUCCUUACAGGAGAGGAAGAGGGAGCCUAUGGCUGGAUCACCAUCAACUACCUGCUGGACUCCUUCACCAAGUACUCUCCCAAAGCACACACGUGGCUUCGUCCGGAGGCAGCCAACAUUUUUGGGGCACUGGAUCUUGGAGGAGCAUCCACUCAAAUCGCCUUUAUGCCCGAAGGUUCAGGACUGAGCCAAAAUGAAGCCUCUGAGUUCACCCUGUACGGGUACAGCUACAACAUCUACACUCACAGCUACCUCUGCUAUGGGCAGAACGAGAUGCUGAAGCGGCUGGCAAAGGAAUUAAUUGUGGAGUCGUCCUCCAGCACACGAGUCCAGCACCCCUGCUACCCCAAGGGCUACACCGAGACCGUGUCGCUGUCCUCCUUCCGCGCCAGCCCCUGCACGGACGGCAGCGACCCGCGCCUGGCCCUGGGCGACAGCACCGCCACCCUGGAGGGCAGGGGCAACGCCAGCGCCUGCCUGGCAGCCCUCAGGAAGCUCUUCAACUUCUCGGCGUGUGGCCAGAGCCAGCACUGCACCUUUGACGGCGUCUACCAGCCCCCGCUGCGAGGGCAGUUUAUUGCCUUCUCUGCCUUUUACUAUAACUUCAAGUUCCUGAACCUGACGGAGGGGCAGCCUCUGGCCGUGGUCAGAGAGUCCAUUGAGGGGUUCUGCACAAGGAGCUGGGAGGAUUUGUCUUCCAGCUACCCCAAAGAGAAUCCUGAGCGACUGCCUAAAUACUGUGCCAACGCAAACUACAUCCUCACACUCCUCCUCGAUGCCUACAAGUUCAACGAGACUAGCUGGAGCAACAUCAUCUUUCAGAUGAAGGCAGGGAGCGCCGACGUGGGCUGGACACUGGGGUACAUGCUGAACCUCACCAACAUGGUCCCAGCUGAAGCUCCACCCAGCCUGAAGGGGCACAGGCCUUCCCUGUGGGCUGCAGCCAUCACCAUCAUCAUCCUCACCCUCAUCUUGGGGCUCGCUGCCCUGGUCCUGCUGCUGUGGCUGUAG